UCAUAACCGUAAUACAACAACAAAAGAAAUAAUAAUUGUAAAAAUAUAGAUCACACAUUAUUUAUGAUGAAAAUGCAAAUGGCAUGAAUUCAGAUACAUUUUAUUUAGGGUAUAAUAGCUUAUAAUCACAAGAGUAUAAUAAAGUAUAGGUAUUAGGUACUCCCCUCAUCUUUAGUCAGAAAUCUGAAACACCAUAAAAUGGACGUGGAGUCAAAGAUUAAAGAAGAUAUGUCCUCUCUUGGAUGUAAAUCUGAAAAGAAGAUAUCGCUUGCUUAUCAUUUGUACAUGUAUUUGAUCGACGAAAAACUCAUGUACGACUGUGAAUAUUGUUACAAUAGAGACAUAGAAACGCUUUAUGUUGUCGCCAGAAGAAAUAAAAAUGACAAACUGAACAUAUACGUGCCAGUUGCUACGCACGACGAUGUCACAAUGCAUUUAAUAAAUGAAUUACAGGUAAAUCUGUGUACAGUAGAAACGGGACCUAUGAUAAAUUUAGCAUUCAUAGACGGAGACUUUACCACUGUGAUAUAUAGUUUUAUAAAAGGCAUUGUUGCUAGAACCAAUUCAGAGAAGCAAAAUAAACGCGAAGAAAAGAGAUCUUUCAUAAAUAAUGAACUAAAGAAAAAGAGAAAUGAAAUUUUGAAUGAGGCUUUGAACGGUGUUGUUGUCGAUGACUGAAUGAGAACUGUAAAUUGUGAACUGUUUGCCUAAGUCCAUUUAUUAAGUGCUGAUUAUUGAGUGCUGAAGAUCAGCUCAUGUAAAGUCUAUUAAACGCAAAUUAACAAAGACCUGAAUUUUUUGUCAGCAAUAUCCUAAUACUAAAACUUAACAGCUUAUAUUCUUGAAAAUAAUAGAAGUGAAUAUGAAUAUAAUAAAUUGAAGACUAUCCAAACUUGAAAUGGUUAAUGGCAUUCUUUAUUGUACACACACAGUUAAAACAAUAUAAUAAUUGCGAAAAGUUAAAAAAAUGGCAAGCUUAACUCAACAAUUGAGCUAUCUACCAGUUAAUCGUUCUUAAAGAGAGUGAGCUUUACAUAGGUGGGUAGAAAAGUACAAUCUAAUCAAUUUACUUAUUGAUACAGUACACAAUAACAAUAAUAGUAACAAUAAUA
This is a messenger RNA of Bombyx mandarina (wild silkworm), 1112 nucleotides long. RefSeq lists its product as uncharacterized. Gene Ontology annotation, biological process: tRNA splicing, via endonucleolytic cleavage and ligation. The record is from RefSeq and is a predicted model, not a curated record. NCBI's taxonomy places the organism in Eukaryota, Metazoa, Arthropoda, Insecta, Lepidoptera, Bombycidae. Gene Ontology annotation, molecular function: nucleic acid binding.